Messenger RNA from Oxyura jamaicensis (ruddy duck), 2007 nucleotides. RefSeq names its product VAMP associated protein B and C (gene VAPB). Gene Ontology annotation, molecular function: FFAT motif binding. The record is from RefSeq and is a predicted model, not a curated record. The coding region runs from base 181 to 912 and encodes 243 amino acids. Gene Ontology annotation, biological process: endoplasmic reticulum membrane organization. Gene Ontology annotation, cellular component: endoplasmic reticulum membrane; plasma membrane. Lineage: Eukaryota; Metazoa; Chordata; Aves; Anseriformes; Anatidae. The transcript is spliced from 6 exons.
CCGUCAGGCCAUCGGGAGCCGCCGCUUGCCCGCCCGGCCCGGCCCGGCUCGGCUCGGCCCCGCUCGGGGGCGCUGAAUAAAGCCGCGGGGCCCGCCCGCUGCCGUCCCUCCCUUCCCCUCCCUUCCUCCCUCCCUUCCUCUCUCCGCCUGGUGCCGCCACCGCCGAGGAGGAGGAGGAACAUGGCGAAAGCGGAGCAGGUCCUCAGCCUCGAACCGCAGCACGAGCUCAAAUUCAAAGGUCCUUUCACAGAUGUUGUCACUACAAACCUGAAACUCGGCAAUCCUACAGACAGAAAUGUGUGCUUCAAAGUCAAGACCACAGCACCACGCAGAUACUGUGUAAGGCCUAACAGUGGAAUUAUUGAUGCAGGAACAUCAAUUAAUGUUUCUGUGAUGCUACAGCCUUUUGACUAUGACCCUAACGAGAAAAGUAAACACAAGUUUAUGGUUCAGUCUAUGUUUGCUCCAGCUGAUACUUCAGAUAUGGAAGCAGUAUGGAAAGAGGCAAAACCAGAGGAACUCAUGGAUUCGAAACUUAGGUGUGUGUUUGAGCUACCAGCGGAAAAUGAUAAGCCUCAUGACAUAGAAAUAAAUAAAAUUGUAUCCACAACUGCAACAAAGACAGAUUCCUCUGUAAUGUCUAAAUCAAUAAGUUCUUCUUUGGAUGACUCUGAAGUUAAGAAAGUAAUGGAAGAAUGUAAGAGGCUUCAAGUAGAAGUUCAGAGGUUACGGGAGGAGAAUAAACAGUUUAAGGAAGAAGAUGGACUUCGGAUGAGGAAGGCACCCCAGACAAACAACCCCAUAUCUGCUUCUGCAGCUGCUGUGAAGGAUGAAGGGCUCAGCUCCAGACUACUCGCUUUGGUGGUUUUGUUCUUUGUCAUUGGUGUAAUUAUAGGAAAAAUAGCCUUGUAGAGGCAGCAUGCUGGAAAUUGUAAAUUGAUUUGAUGGUUCUGCCAUAUCAUUGGAUUAAAUUUAUUCAUAACAAUGUUUAAAAAAAAAUUAAUGUAUGACAUCUCACAGGUCUUGCCUUUAAAUUACCCCUGCACAAAUAUUAUGUAACAUAAUCUAGAAAGUUUAAAAUGUACAAUGAAUGAGUGAAUGAAAGAGAAUAAUCUUCAGUGAUGAAGGCAGGAAGAAAAUCAUGAUUUAACACUACAAUGGAAUAUUGUAUAUGUCAUUUUAAACAUUCUUAGACCCUGGUACAUGUUGCUGAAUUACCUCUUUUUAAAAAAAGGGAGAAAAAAAGGAAAAUAGAAAAAAAAACUAUUCCUCCACUGCUGGAGCUGGCCCUAUUGGAUGUUUGGAGCUGGGUUAGGCAGGAGGUGUUGAUAACUUCUGUAAAAUAUGUUAAUCCACCAUUCUGCUCAUAAAUUUAACAGUUUCUGUCAGUGUCUUCAACUCUGUGCAAGUUACCAAUUUCUUGGCACUUAAAUGAAUAGUGAGAAGCUGAGAAGAAUUGUAUGUGGCAAUGCUGAAUGUGCUAGGCAUCAUUAAGAGGCGUAUAUUGACUGGUAUGACGCUCGUUUGGAAUAAAGGUCAAUGCCUUGUUCUCAUGAAGGGACCAAGCUACAUUGCUGUUGGUUCAUUUAGUUGAAUUAAAAUGUUAUUCAGAGAUGUUUAAUGCAUAUUUAACUUAUUUAAUGUAUUUCAUCUCAUGUUUCCUUACUGUCACAAAAUUGACUAAUACUAUAUGGUAUGAAAAGACACCUGUUCUAAAGCCAGUGACUAGAACUAAAAAACUGCUGCUGUAGUGAUGCGAGAUUCUUCUGCCUCCUGGUGUUUUGGGCACUACACAUAAAUUGUUGGGAGUUUUGAUCAUCCGAGCAUUGGAGAAACAGUGGUCAGGAAACUGUUUUUGUAUGUAAAUAAGUCUAUCUAGGGGAAAAAAUAUUAGUAGUAAACUAGUCCUAUGCCGUAAAAAGACCAAUCCUGUUUGAUGAUGUAGCAUCUAAAAAAAAAAAAAAAAAAGAAAAGAAAAAAAGAAAUUAAAUAAAGCCCCCAAAUUAA